This is a messenger RNA of Penicillium cataractarum, 873 nucleotides long. RefSeq names its product SDR family NAD(P)-dependent oxidoreductase. Bases 1 to 873 code for a protein of 290 amino acids. The transcript has 7 exons. Gene Ontology annotation, molecular function: oxidoreductase activity. Lineage: Eukaryota; Fungi; Ascomycota; Eurotiomycetes; Eurotiales; Aspergillaceae. The record is from RefSeq and is a predicted model, not a curated record.
AUGAAAGGCUGGGUCACAGUGGUGACUGGUGGUGGCACAGGCCUUGGACUGAUUGCCGCCCGCGCUCUGGCGGCCAAUGGCGCAAAGGUCUACAUAACAGGCCGUCGGAAAGAGGUGCUAGACAAGAGCGCCUCUAUUCAUGGAUCGCCCGACUCUUUGGGGUCGAGCGAGGGUGCCAUCAUACCAAUUGAAAUGGAUGUGACUUCUAAAGAGAGCAUCCAGAAAGUAGUUGAGAUUGUCGAAAGAGAAGCCGGUUAUGUGAAUGUACUGGUCAAUAAUGCAGGGAUUGGUACAGGUCGUGCGGCCGCAGCCGCCUCUGAUGGACCCGAGAUAUAUGGAAGGGCUAUGUUUGCGGAAAGCAUUGAUGAUGAUUUCCAGAAAGCAUACCUUUCAAACUGCACCCAGGUGUAUUUUGUGACUGCGGCAUUUAUGCCACUGCUGGCAAGGGCAAAGUCGAGUCCUGCUCAGGUUCCUGGUAAUGUCAUCAAUAUUGCCUCCAUUAGUGGCUUCACAAAAUGGUCCCAGAACAGCCAGUAUUCCUACAAUUCCAGCAAAGCUGCUGUCAUCCAUUUAACUCGGAUGUUGGCAUGUGAACUAAGCCAUGAAAACAUCCAAAUUCGCGUCAACGCCAUCGCCCCAGGCUACUUCCCGACCGAGUUAACGACCAACUCUCUGGACCCCCAGAACCAAAGCCCAUGGCCUUUGGACGCAUUUCAGAAGGAAAUGAAGCGUGUCGGUGCGAAAGCCAGCCGCCCAGGUACUGAUGAGGAAUUUGCAUCUGCUAUUCUCAACUUGUCUGUUAAUGGCUACAUCUGGGGUCAUGUUAUGGUAGUUGAUGGUGGAUUAUUGCUUCGCCAUCCUUCUUCUGUCUAG